Heterocephalus glaber (naked mole-rat) is the source of this 5146-nucleotide messenger RNA. It is a transcript of the gene Nf2, whose product is annotated as NF2, moesin-ezrin-radixin like (MERLIN) tumor suppressor. Gene Ontology annotation, molecular function: actin binding. The record is from RefSeq and is a predicted model, not a curated record. Lineage: Eukaryota; Metazoa; Chordata; Mammalia; Rodentia; Bathyergidae. Gene Ontology annotation, cellular component: cytoskeleton.
CCAGGAGCUGCCGGGAGGGGACCUUUUCUGCGGGCGCGCGGAGUGAGGACGGAGGACGGUGACAGCCACGCGCGCGCGUGCGCGCCUGGCUUCGGCGCAGCCGCGCGACCCCUGCCAUCCACUGAGAGGCGCCCUUGCUCUGGAGCCCGUCUAGGGUCUCCGUUCCGGGACGUCCCGGGCGUCCUCGGCCCGAGUCCCGGAGCGCAGGGCCGCGCCUUCCCCGUCUGCUCCAGUUCGCUUUCCCUCCGCGCCACUGUCAGGGCCUGUCCCCCAAAUCUCUUUUCCCGGGGUAGGGUCCUCGCGGCCCAUGCUGGCUGCUGGAGACCCACGCAAUCCAGAUCGCUUUUGGGCCGGCCAGCCGGCCACCAUGGUGGUCUUGAGGUCUGUACGGCUCUUUCAGGGGGGCUAAGAGGUCCAGAGCGCAGGCCUCGGGGUGAAAGGUUCCUGGGACUAAGCCUCGCACCAUGGCUGGGGCCAUCGCUUCCCGCAUGAGCUUCAGCUCACUCAAGAGGAAGCAGCCCAAGACGUUCACUGUGCGGAUCGUCACCAUGGACGCCGAGAUGGAGUUCAAUUGCGAGAUGAAGUGGAAAGGGAAGGACCUGUUUGAUUUGGUGUGUCGGACUCUGGGGCUGCGAGAAACCUGGUUCUUUGGACUGCAGUACACAAUCAAGGACACCGUGGCCUGGCUCAAGAUGGAUAAGAAGGUGCUGGACCAUGACGUCUCAAAGGAAGAACCGGUUACCUUUCAUUUCCUGGCCAAAUUUUAUCCUGAGAAUGCCGAGGAGGAGCUGGUUCAGGAGAGCACACAACAUUUAUUCUUCUUGCAGGUGAAGAAGCAGAUUUUAGAGGAAAAGAUCUACUGCCCUCCUGAGGCUUCAGUGCUUCUGGCUUCUUAUGCUGUCCAGGCCAAGUAUGGUGACUAUGACCCCUCUCUGCACAAGCUGGGAUUUUUGGCCCAAGAGGAAUUGCUUCCAAAAAGGGUAAUAAAUCUGUAUCAGAUGACUCCGGAAAUGUGGGAGGAAAGAAUUACUGCCUGGUAUGCAGGGCACCGAGGCCGAGCCAGGGAUGAAGCUGAAAUGGAAUAUUUGAAGAUAGCUCAGGACCUGGAAAUGUAUGGUGUGAACUACUUUGCAAUCCGGAAUAAAAAGGGCACAGAGCUGCUGCUUGGAGUGGAUGCUCUGGGACUUCACAUCUAUGACCCUGAGAACCGGCUGACCCCCAAGAUCUCCUUCCCGUGGAAUGAAAUCCGAAAUAUUUCAUACAGCGACAAGGAGUUUACUAUUAAACCACUGGAUAAGAAAAUUGAUGUCUUCAAAUUUAACUCCUCAAAGCUUCGAGUUAAUAAGCUGAUUCUCCAGCUUUGUAUUGGGAAUCAUGACCUAUUUAUGAGGAGAAGGAAAGCUGAUUCUUUGGAAGUUCAGCAGAUGAAAGCCCAGGCCAGGGAGGAAAAGGCUAGAAAGCAGAUGGAACGGCAGCGCCUCGCUCGAGAGAAGCAGAUGCGGGAGGAGGCUGAGCGCACAAGAGAUGAGUUGGAGAGGAGGCUGCUGCAGAUGAAAGAAGAAGCAACAAUGGCCAAUGAAGCACUGAUGCGGUCAGAGGAGACGGCAGACCUGUUAGCGGAAAAGGCCCAGAUCACUGAAGAGGAGGCCAAACUCCUGGCUCAGAAGGCCGCAGAAGCUGAGCAGGAGAUGCAGCGCAUCAAGGCCACAGCCAUUCGGACAGAGGAGGAGAAGCGCCUGAUGGAGCAGAAGGUGCUAGAGGCCGAAGUGCUGGCACUGAAAAUGGCUGAGGAGUCAGAGAGAAGGGCCAAGGAGGCAGAUCAGCUGAAGCAGGACCUGCAGGAAGCCCGAGAGGCGGAGCGAAGAGCCAAGCAGAAGCUCCUGGAAAUUGCCACCAAGCCCACAUACCCGCCUGUGAACCCAAUCCCAGCACCAAUGCCUCCUGACAUACCAAGUUUCAACCUCAUUGGCGACAGCCUGUCUUUUGACUUCAAGGAUACUGACAUGAAGCGGCUUUCCAUGGAAAUAGAGAAAGAAAAAGUGGAAUACAUGGAGAAGAGCAAGCAUCUACAGGAGCAGCUCAAUGAGCUGAAGACAGAAAUAGAGGCCUUGAAACUGAAAGAGCGGGAGACAGCUUUGGACAUUCUGCAUAACGAGAACUCGGACAGGGGCGGCACCAGCAGCAAGCACAAUACGAUUAAAAAGCCUCAAGCCCAAGGCAGAAGACCUAUCUGCAUCUGAGUCCUCAAAGUAGGUUGUUCCCAGCUCACUUUGCAGAGCGCCAAGUCCCGAGUGGCUUUCUUUGAAGAGCUCUAGCAAGUGACCCGGCCACUCCAGGAUCUGCCACUUCUGUUGCUUCCAGCACCAGUGGGAUGGUCCAGCUCCACUGGAACCUUUUGUAGGGGGCUGGCUGGGGGCUCCCAUGGGAGCUCUGGAAUUAUUCUUCAGCCAAGUGGAGAGUCCAACCCCCCCUUCAUGUGCAAUUGCCUUUGAACUGUGACCCUGUAGAGAUCUCUCUCAUGGCAUUUUAGGUCUUCUGAGUUGCAUCUUUCUUUUCUUUUUUUUUUUUGAGAAGUGUUUGUCUUUCCUUGUCUUACGUGGGAUCCUAUAAUUCCAAGGUCCCUGGCAGCCCAGUAUGUAUGUCUCACUGCCCAGUGCCAACUUCCACGGCCCAGUCUGAGAAGCAAGUGUAAGGGAGUGAAGUGCCAAGGCUGAAGCCUAGGAGGCUGGUUCCACCACCUGUACUCCACACAGGUGAGGACCUGACACCGUGGAGAAGCACAGCCUGGCUGAGUUAAGCCCAGAGUGACCUGUCUGCAGCCCAUCAUCAGGGAGCUCACCUGAAGCUCAGGACCAGCAGUGAUGGGUCCUCACCAGGGCACCCCAAGGUAGGGUUUCUGGGUUUGGUGACAGCUCAAGGCAGAAGCUGUGAUGAAGGGCCAGCAGCUAGCCAAGGGCCAGGAGUCAGAUAGAGCGCUGGAGGGAUCUCACGGUACAGAGUGCUCACACCUUCCACCAGCCACCCCAGCCCAGGGUCUGAGAGGCAGAGGGCAGCCAGCUACAUGUAUUUCCCAUCCCUUAGACUCCUUAGCCUUAGGAGUCUUAAGACUCCUGCUUGCAGUGGUCAUGUUCUCAUCAGUGCCUUGAAACCUGGCUGUGACCUGGGAGCUCCAUAGGCUCCAAGGCCCUAUAGGCACUUCCUGUCUGGCCCCAACCACCUGACCUGAGAACCUCAGUUGCUACUGACCAGAACCACUCCCCUUCUCUGGCCAUGUACCAGCAAGCCUUCCCAAACCCUCUUUUUGUACCUGUGCCUCAUUUGCCAUUGCCCUUGUUCCCCUCAAGGCCCUUUAUUUUCUUUCCUUUGAGGGCCCAGUAGGGUCCCUUUGGUCUCUCCCAACAGGACUCUGACACAGCUGUCUCACAGCCAGUGUUCACGUUGCCUGGCACACAACCCCGCUUCUUGUGACAUUCAGAGCCACCUGAGGUUGGGCGCCACCUGUUGGCCUUUUUUCCAUGGCUAGUGUUGCUGCUAUGGCCAACCAGGGUCCUAACAGAGGGUCAAAGGAUCCUAACAGAGGGCCAUUAUUCAGAGCAGGUGAUACAUCUUAAUCAGCAAAAAGAUUCUUAUUAACUGAAGAGGGCCUGGAGAUCCCUUGAGAGCAGAGACCAUCUCCAAAAGUUUUGUUUAGUUUUGAGAAUUAAAGACACUCAUGAGAUCCUGCCUUGUUUCCACUGCCAGGAUGACUUAAUGGUACCCUGGGCUGGCCGCCUCUUCUUAGUCCACCUUGUCCCUCAGAAGCCAGCCCCGAGUGUGACCCCAGCCACUCAGGGCAUGCGCAGGGUAGAACUCUAGUUUGGAACCUUAGAGUGGAUGGAUGGCUGCCACUGAAAGGGAGAGUCCUCAGCGUUUACAAAGUCAGAUCUGGCUCUAGUGUUUGGCUUUUAUCUUUUCAGGCCUAAAACCCAUCCUUGAAUUUCUGCCAGGACUUAAUUUCCUCCUGAUCUGUAAAUUUAAUCUUUAACAGUGACUGUGGGGCAUAAGAGUAUGAUGGUGGUUUAUAAAAGUGAUGUUGGGCCUUGUUUUUUAAUUUAACUGCUGUGUGUAUCUCUGAAGUCUGGGAAAUUCCAAGCCAUGUGGCCACACGGGAGCUGGCUGGCUGGCGUCUGAGCUGUGGCAGGUGCACCUGGAGCCCCAGGGCAGACGGUGAGGAAAGGCGGGAACCACUCAGGCAGGAGUGCUCAGCUCUCCCCGAAGGGAGAAGAUGGGAGUCCUCACAAUAUCUCAAGCCCCAGUAGAAAGAUAAAAGGAUGAAAGUGGUGCCUGGUUUUCAGAGACUUGUGCUGUAGCUGAGGUAACUGUACUUUCCAGGGAAUAGUUUUAGAGGAUGGGAGCUUGUCAAGUGAGGACAUCUCUAAAGUCCAUGGAGAUUGGAGCCCUAGCCAUGAUUAUGUCAUUGGAGUGACUCUGGCAGCUCUUGGGCAGAAGCAUCAUGGUACUGAACCCAGUCAUGAGGUCAUUGCCCAGGUCAGGUUUCCCUGUGAGGCCGUACUCUGGGCCCAUAGCCGUUCAUGCAUCCUGACUGAGGCCCUGCCUCAGCCACAGCAGUACUCUGACCCGUGGUCGCCACUCAGUUAUUCAUGUACCUGCCAGGCCCUGCUAGACAACACCCCAUGGCAUUAUAUAAUACUUCUUGAAUGACUGUGUUUUGUCAUCUGGGAGACAGGUUUCUCUCUCUCUCUUUCCUUUUUCAAAAGUCCAGAGGGGGCCAGGGAUUUAGACAGUGGUUCUGCCGCUUGCCUCGAAAGCGCAAGGUCCGGAGUUCGAUCCCCGGUACAAAAACAAAAAAAAAGUCCAGAGGAUGACAACCAGUGACAGUGACUAAGUGAUCCUCACUGACAGGGCAAAGCCCCAGGCAGUGGCAGCCUUAGCAAAAAUUCAGCCUCUGCCAGUUGCCCUGGGGCUAAGAUAGCUUUUGGGGACUCCUAGGGAUGUACCAUCCAUUUUCAAAGAUGUCAAGCAACACUUCCUCCUGCAGGGCCUGAGUCACACCUCCUGUCAAGGCCAGACCGUGGAAGGUUAUGUUCUAUUCUGGGAGAUUGUUGUAAUUUAAGUAAUUGUUUUAAUAAAAUCCUAAGCUGUAAUA